Messenger RNA from Penaeus vannamei (Pacific white shrimp), 3784 nucleotides. The record is from RefSeq and is a predicted model, not a curated record. NCBI's taxonomy places the organism in Eukaryota, Metazoa, Arthropoda, Malacostraca, Decapoda, Penaeidae.
GGAUUACAACUCUCCUUUCAGAUGCAUUAAAAGGGUGAAUAACAAUGCCUGCGCUAGAGGUUUUCAAUCGGCGCUGGCGGAUCGGCAGCGAUGACUUGGUGAUCCCUGGAAUCAUUGAAGUGUUGGUUCGAGCUGGAUGGCUGGGUUUAGUGAUCACCCUGUUUGUCCAUCAUGAGGCAGACACAUCCCGUUGUGAACAGGGCAAGUACCUCCUGCGAAUCUUCCUUGUUGGGAGCAUGGUGAUCCUUGGGGCCACACUCAUCACCACUGUUGCCCUUGUCUACCACAGCAGCAGGGGGACCAUCAUGGAUGUGGCUCCACGGAAACAUGUCCCAAAUUUGCUGAUCACAAGGGUCAUUCUGGGUAUCCCUGAAGUUGCCUGGAAUGGUAUGGGCAGCAUGUGGAUCAUACUGGGGCUGGUCAUGUGCCACGAUGCUCUGUCCAUUCUCAUGAAAGCUCUGGUCAUCUACACAUGGGUAGCCAUUGGUGUGAUUGUAAUUGGGGUGUGGCUGCUGUUCGACCCUAUGAUGCGACCGAACAGGCAAGGGCCUAAUGAGGGUAGCUACCUUGUUGAAGGCGGUGCUUUAGGAACUCACUACAUCCAGUUGUGGGAGAAACGGUGUCGUUUCCUGUGUUGCUUGACAUCUAGGGAUGAGAAUAGCUCAGAAGCCUUCAAGAAUGUUGCAGAUGUAUUUGCCUCACUUUUUGAGGAGAGUGACCUUGUGGCCUCAGAUGUGGCUGCAGCGCUGGUGCUCCUGCGUCUCAAGAGGAAGCAAGAAGAACGCCAAGAGGAAGCCAUUAGGAAAAAUAAUCUUCAUCUGCCUCUAAGUCGCUCCUCCACAGCAAGUAUUGGUGCCCUGCAGAGUGAAGGUGCAUUACCCCACCAACAAUCCCCUAGGCCGGAAUGGAUGAAAGUGGGCAGUGCAUAUCAUUUCAUGAAAUUUGCCUUGGCUUCCUAUGGCUGGCCAUGGUUUGUGUAUGGCCGUUUCUGUCAGGCUUGUUGUUCCCUCUGGAAGCAUCUACACUGCUGUGCAAACUGCAGGGCAGACCCAUCCCUAGAUGCAAAAGACAACUGUUGCCUAUGCAAUACGGCUGCGCUGAAAGCUAUAACAGGGCUGGAUCAAGAAAGCAUUUCUUACAUCACUUUCCAUAAUAAAAUUUAUGAAGUCCCAUUUUUCGUUGCCAUUGACGAUGAAACAGAGCACGUUGUGGUGGCCAUCAGGGGGACAUUAUCACUUCAGGAUGCUAUUACAGACCUAACGUGCCAAUGUACAGAAGUGGAGGGUGCAGGGCUUCCAGAGGGUUGCCUGGCUCACAAAGGAAUGGUUCAUGCAGCCAAGUUUGUUCAACGCAAACUAGAGGAGACAAGGGCACUGAGGGAAGGCUUGGCAUCACGUCCUGGUUAUGGGGUUGUCAUCACAGGCCAUAGCUUGGGUGCUGGUACAGCAGUAGUCUUGGCAGCUCUGAUGCGACCACAGUUUCCCAACCUCAAGUGCUUUGCCUUCUCUCCGCCAGGUGGGCUCUGCUCAAAGGAAUUUGCCCUGGCCACUCAGAGCUUUGUGAUGUCAGUUGUUGUGGGCGAUGAUCUUGUGCCUCGUCUGUCCAUGAAUUCCCUCCACGAUCUACGCUACAAGAUCAUGUGUGUCCUCAACACUUGCAGACAGCCUAAGUAUCGCGUGCUGGCCCAGGGAUGCUGGUACAUGCUCUUCGGCAUUUCCUCAUCAUCGCUGGAAUCGGUUAGUACUAUCGAGAGUCCAUCGCAAGAUCGUCCACUCCUUGCAAAUGCUGCAAAUGCCUAUACUUAUCAUUCACCCAAAAUCACGCAGGAGAGCAUGGAGGAUGUGCGGGUGACUUUCUCUGAUGAUGACUCGAGAAGGUGCCAAGUGCCACGACACACAGAGACACCGCUCUAUCUUCCAGGAAGAGUCCUCUACUGCAACCCAAGCUUGCCUGAGGAAGAAAGAUUGGAUGUUGUGAGCAGUGAGUGGGAAUACCGAUGGGGUGACAUGAACGAGUUCACACAGCUGCUCAUCUCGCCUUUCAUGAUGCGACACCAUUUGCCGCAGGUGGUUCUUGCAGCCUUGGAGGAUGUAGCACAGCAGGUGGCAUCCCCAAGCUAACCAAAUGUCCUGUGGUGCUCUGAUUUUAAUAUUGGGUUUUAAUGAGACCGAAAAAAAAGGAACUAUGGAGUACACGCAUUAUACUGUUGUCUCUCUUUCACUCUCUUGCUCUCUUCUCAUGUUCUCUCUGAUGGUAACAGCAUGAUGUAUUGUGUUAGUUCAUAAAAUUCAAUCAUCCUGAGUGUGUUAAGAGCAGUCACCUGAAAUGUGAAAUGCCCUUUCUGAUGGACGAAUAUAAAAUAGUGAAUGAAAGAGAUAGUGAUGAAUGUUUUUCAUUUUCUUCUCUUUUCAUUCCUUCAUUUUUUUGUUAUAAGGAAUAUAAAAGCAAAUUUGGACUUUCAGACACUGAAUACAGUGGCAUAACACUUUGAAGAGAUUGUUUAGAACACAACAGAAUUGAAAUUUCAGUGUUUGAUCUAUGACAUAUCCACAUCUCAGUCACAGCUGUAUUUUGACAUCCAGAAGAACCAUAGGUGGCUGAUUAGCAAACCCUGCUUUACUUACUGUAUCACUCGUGUAACAAUGUUGCAUAUUGUAUAGUAGGGUAUGUAUUAAUGACAAUCGAUUAAUAAAUGAAUAGUUUGAAAACUAUGCUAAAUAUUCAUCAUCUUUGAGAUGAAAUGGUACUUUGCUCAUAUCUUUGGAAAGUAGAAGUGACAAUAUGAACAGUUUCUAGUGGUAGAAUAGAUUAUGGUAGGAUUUUGCUGGUAACUCAUGAAAGUAAGAUAACAUGAGAGUUUACCAGAGUGAAUAGAGGGGAAUAUUUAUAUUUGUUUACCUGGUAUGUGAAAUAUUUAUAGAUAGGAGGAGGAAUUUAUAGCUUGUAACUUAGCCUGAUGGUUAGCUUCUGGCAUGCUACACAAGAACACUCAGACUUUAUGGAAACAGGAACAAAUCCUAUGUGAAGUCCUUCCUUAAUGUUUUGUGAUAAAUAUUAUAGUCACUGCCAUUGCCCAGGGGGUGAGAAGGUACCUCUAGGUGUGAAGGACAGAGGUUUAAUACCACAGGCUGAUGUUCCAGCCAGACUUCCAGAAGGCCACUGUUUAGUGUGAAUGAGGGAGUUCUUGGGAUGACUUCACAUUGAGACACAGCAAUGCCCUAUCUUGCUGUGAAAAUGCCCCAGUUGAUCUCCAUUUAGCUUCAAAAUAUGAGCCUUGUCUAUUGCAAUAGUACCUUUAUUGCCAAUAUUUAAGGGUUGUAGGGUAAAAAGGAAAGAAUUUGCUCACUUUGUUGUCCUUUUAGUGGCACUCUUAAGACCAGAUCUGUGAGGAUGAAGACCUUGCUGUUGUAAAUCAUCUCACUACACCAAAUAUUCCAACCAAAUGCUGAAUGCUUUCAUAUGCUCUCUUGUCAUAUUAGUUAAGAAUACGUCCUAAGCAUAUUGAUUAUUGGUUUGCUGUGUCACCACUGUUUCUCAAGAUAUAAACACAACUUGCUUUUUUCUUUCAAAGGGCAUGAUCCUCGUUUACCACAAUAUUUGAUCAAACAUGACCAUAUUUUAAUCCAUUUGAUACUAGUGCAUGUACUGUCCACUGUAGUUUAUUUAUUUAUUUAUUUUUACACAUAGGUGGCUCAUCAAUUACAAAGACAUCAAAUAGUCAAUUACCAAGCAUGCCAAGCUUCACCUUUUUAUUGUAGUCCAUGAAUAAAAAAAAUCUAUUGCU